AUGAUAUGCGACUCCACGACCAUGAAAUGUUCUUUAGAUACUUUCGUAUGUUUCCAAAAACAUGAAAGUUUGCUAAAGUUGAUAGGACCCGACAUAAAGAAAGUUUCAACGAAAAUGAGAGAACCUAUUGGACCUGACCAAAGACUUGCAGUGACACUACGAUAUUUAACCACCGGUGAUGCCAAUUCAACUAUUGGCGCUAAUUAUAGAACGAGUGCCACAACUGUUGGCAGAAUAAUCGAUGAAACGUGCAAUUCAAUUUGGAAUAGACUGAAGGAAGCAGGAUAUAUUGACACACCUUCUGGAGUUGAAGCAUGGAGAAAAAUUGCCAAUGAAUUCGAAGCUCGAUGGAAUUUUCCGAAUGCACUUGGCGCAAUUGAUGGCAAACAUGUGUUGAUGUUUGCUCCUGAUAAUCAGUCAUCCGCUUUCUUUAAUUAUAAAAAGACUCACAGUAUUGUGCUCAUGGCAGUAUGUGAUGCUCGGUACAAGUUUACUAUGGUUGAUAUAGGUGAUAGUGGACGGCAAAGUGAUGGAAGUGUUUAUGCUAACAGCAAUUUAGGUUAUGCUAUAGAAAAUGAACUCCUGAACACUCCACCUGAUUGUCAAAUUUCCAAUUCUAAUAAGGUUUUACCGUAUGUUUUUGUUGGAGAUGAUGCUUUUGGUCUAAAAAGACAUAUGAUGAAGCCAUAUCCAUUCUCCAAUCUUUCAGAAAGUAAGCUAGUUUUCAAUUAUAGGCUCAGUCGUGCAAGGAGGGAUGGGCCAAAUGGACUGCACCUUGGUGAAUGGAGACAAGAUGCAAAUAUUAUGAAUGGUAUAGCUUCUAUUCAAAAUGUUGGGGCUUCAAGAAAUUAUGGUGGGGAAGCUAAAUGGGUUAGAGAACAGUUUGAAGAUUAUUUCAACAAUGAGGGUGCUGUUGACUGGCAAUGGGACAAAAUAGGAAAAGCAAAAUAA
Molecule: messenger RNA, 951 nt
Organism: Xenia sp. Carnegie-2017
Lineage: Eukaryota; Metazoa; Cnidaria; Anthozoa; Malacalcyonacea; Xeniidae
Exons: 2
Coding region: 1-951 (316 amino acids)
Source: RefSeq, a predicted model, not a curated record